AUGGCGAAGAUUGACCGGUCGCCCGCAGCAUGGUCUGGAUGCUCUUCUCUAGACAAUAUGACCACUAAUAUCUCCCAACACUCGAACGAGGAUGAGUCACUAUGGUACAUCUUCAAUACUUUGCAAAACCCUGUGCCCAACCCGGACUUGAUGAGAGACCAAUACACCAAGAAAGCCAUGCAACAACUGCUUUCGGUAUCACCCAGAAAGGGUGAUUACGGCCUUGAUGGCUUUGACGAUGGUGCAAAGCUACCUAGAGAAUAUUCUUGUGUUCCGUACUUGCGAACGGCCCUUUACCCUUAUCAACGCCGUUCAGCUGCCGUCAUGAUUCAGCGAGAGGCGCAGCCAACACCCAUGCUUGAUCCUCGGCUUAAACCUUAUGUCACCCCUACAGGUCAGGAAUACUACUAUGACAAAGAGGAAGGCAAUAUCAUUCGAGAAAAGAGAAUGUAUUCAGAGCCUCGUGGCGGUAUUCUUGCUGAGACUAUGGGCUGCGGGAAGACUCUUAUAUGCAUAGCUGUCAUAUUGGCAACUCAAGGUCACUUUCCUCAAGUUCCCCUAGAGUAUCAGGACAUGGAGCUCCCCAUUCGGCCACAAACUGGAAGUCUUCUCGACAUGGCAGCUGCAACUGCAGGCCGACUAUCAUUGCCUUGGAAGAGCCAUUUCGAUCUCAUGAGGCGUACCGGCACCUUUUUUGGUAGAUGCAUCGAAGCAUGCAAAGAGCAUCGCGGAGCAUAUACCAUCCCCCCACCGCCAACAAGAUACGGAAGCCGGACUGGAGUGGCUUAUCCGAGGCCACCUCCUCGGCAGAUUCGUCUCUGUUCAGCUACGUUGAUAGUUGUACCACCUAACCUUGUAAACCACUGGAAAGAUGAGAUAGCCAAACAUGCUGAGGGAGUCAACGUUCUCGUGAUACAGGACAGCUCAGCUCCGGUACCCCCACCAGACCAACUUUUGGAAUAUGAUAUUGUCUUGUUUUCUAAAGUUCGCUUUGAAAAAGAAGCAGGUGCGGCAUCCAACAACAGACGAAGUUCAACCGCGCCAGGCCCAUCACCGCUGACGAAACUCCAUUGGCUUCGGAUCAUUGUCGACGAAGGUCAUAAUGUAGCGGGCCAUGGCCAUCGAACAAACAUGGUUCACAUUUUGGACCAGCUUCACGUCGAGCGUCGGUGGAUAGUAUCUGGAACACCGUCUAGUGGCUUAUAUGGAGUCGAGGUCAGCUUAGCUUCGCAUGAGACUAACGUCACUAGUGACUCAGACCUGACGGAGGCUACAACAGCUGUGCUUCACGGGAAAGAGAAGACCACUAUUAUUGACAGUGAGCUCAAAGAUCUUGACGAAAUUCGACGUAUUGUUGUCGGGUUCUUGGAUUUGAAACCAUGGUCGAACUCUCAAGCCAAUGACCCAGCUAAUUGGACCAAAUACAUGAAACCUGUCGGAGAGGACGGAAAGCGUCGGAAGGCACAGUCGCUCCGUGCGACCUUGCAGAGUCUUGUCGUGCGGCAUCGCAUGGAGGUUAUCUAUAGCGAGGUUCCUCUUCCAAGGUUGUACAACAGGGUCGUGCGUCUUAAGCCGACAUUCUAUGACAAGUUAAAUCUCAACUUGUUCAUUUUCAUAUUGGCUGUCAACGCAAUCACUUCCGAACGCAAAGACCAGGAUUAUAUGUUUCAUCCACGUAACAGAAAACAUUUGAGUCUGGUGAUUAAUAACCUGCGACAGGCUGGAUUUUGGUGGGCUGGUUCCGACGGUGACAUCCAAGGAACAAUCGAUGUUGCCUCAAACUAUAUGGAGGCCAACAGAGAGAGAAUGGCUCGAGAUGACAUAGAUAUACUCACAGAGGGCAUUCAAAUAGCCCAAAAAGCGAUUGCCUGUCAGAGUUGGAAUGCUUUCAAACAAUUCCAUGAAUUGGGAGUAUUUAUCCAAGAUUUUCCUUAUCAUGCUCGGAGCAUGUGGGCACUCUCGCCAUCGCGAUCCGAUGUUGAGCCCCUUCUGUUGGGUAUCUCGCAGGCCCAUAAGGCCCAGAGUUUUGUUACCGCACACCUCAAUGAGAUGUACCCGGAAGAAGGUCUUGCUGGAGCGGGUAUAAAGGCUCGGCUUGCGCUAUCCGGCCGACAAGGACACCCAGAUCCCGUGCCAACUAAGAAAACCACGCUUGAUAAGCUGAGUAGCUGUACUGUCAAAACCUUACCACCAUCGUCUCCUCUUGCACAGACCAAGUUGGUUGCAACAACAUCUGCAAAGCUUACCUAUUUGUUGGACCGAGUUCUAGAGCUCCAUACUGAAGAGAAGAUUAUCAUCUUCUACGAUAACAAUAACUCUGCAUUUUGGAUUGCAGAAGGGCUUGAGCUGCUUGGUGUUGAUUUCCGCAUCUAUGCGAGUACGUUGAAACCUAAAGUUCGAGCGGCUUACUUGGAACUAUUUCGAGAACAGGAGGACGUGCGUGUUCUCCUAAUGGAUCUACAUCAAGCAUCCCAUGGUCUACACAUCGCGAAUGCCUCGCGCGUAUUCAUUGUCAAUCCGAUCUGGCAACCUAACGUGGAAAGCCAGGCGAUAAAACGAGCACAUCGUAUUGGUCAGACGCGACCAGUUUUCGUAGAGACUCUCGUUCUCAAAGGCACCUUGGAAGACAAGAUGUUGGAGCGCAGAAAAGCCAUGUCAGAGAAGGAAAUGCAACAAGCGGAAAGGGACCUGCUCGAUGAUAGUACCAUGAGCUCUAUUAUCCAGAAUGAGCACUUCCUCCACAUGGCAGAUGACGAAGAUCUCACCGGCCCAGCGUACUUGAAGCAACCACCCGGUUUCUUCGACCGCCACGGGCUCCCAAUCCCCAAAUUGAACGAGUCCCCUUCUUCUGCCAAGAGAACUCCUCGAAGCCGCAAACGGAGACCCGUACCUAUUGACAUGAAUGUGGACACCGCGGGAGACUCAGAUGUGGGGACACCUAAACGAAGGAGAUCGGAUGGUACUGAGUUGCACUCUGGUGGUUUUUCUGAGACACUUCCGUCAUUUAUGGACUCGGGCGAUGGCACUGAUGAGAGAACCAACAAUUACGUUUCUAUUUUCAACUGA
Aspergillus oryzae RIB40 is the source of this 3066-nucleotide messenger RNA. RefSeq names its product DEAD/DEAH box helicase. The transcript is spliced from 2 exons. Gene Ontology annotation, molecular function: ATP-dependent chromatin remodeler activity; ATP binding. The record is from RefSeq and is a predicted model, not a curated record. Bases 1 to 3066 code for a protein of 1021 amino acids. Lineage: Eukaryota; Fungi; Ascomycota; Eurotiomycetes; Eurotiales; Aspergillaceae.